This is a messenger RNA of Salvia miltiorrhiza (redroot sage), 1901 nucleotides long. Its product is annotated as cytochrome P450 71D13-like. Bases 113 to 1684 code for a protein of 523 amino acids. Lineage: Eukaryota; Viridiplantae; Streptophyta; Magnoliopsida; Lamiales; Lamiaceae. The record is from RefSeq and is a predicted model, not a curated record. Gene Ontology annotation, molecular function: oxidoreductase activity, acting on paired donors, with incorporation or reduction of molecular oxygen; monooxygenase activity; heme binding. The transcript is spliced from 2 exons.
UCUCAUCCAAAAAAUACUAUAUAAACUCAUCCACUUCCCAUGCAAAUUCAUCAACUCACAACACACAACUCUCUCUCUCUCUCUCUCUGUGUCUCUUUUUAGAGAAAUUAAUAUGAUGGAUUCGAUUUUGGGUUUAUCAUUGCUAUCAUGGAACUUCAUGGUUCUAGCUGUGAUCCUUCCCAUAGUGAUCUUCUUCAUCAGAAGCAAGACAAGAUCCAAACCCGUUUCCAGCAACUGGCCGCCCGGCCCGAAGACCCUACCCGUGAUCGGAAACAUGCACCUCCUGAGCGCCCUGGCGUUCCGGUCCAUCAGCGAGCUGGCGAAACAGUACGGCCCGCUGAUGCGGCUGAAGCUGGGCGAAGUGGACACGAUCGUGGUGUCAUCGCGAGAGGUGGCGCGAGAGAUGCUGAAGCAGCACGACCCUUGCUACGCCGACCGCCCCGAGUCCAUCGGCAUCAAGGUCUUAUGGUACAACUACCGCGACAUCGCCUUCAGCCCCUACGGCGACUACUGGCGCCAGAUGCGCAAGAUCUGCAUCAUGGAGCUCCUCAGCCCCCGCAGCGUCCGCUCCUUCGCCUCCAUCCGCACAGACGAGGUCUCCAACCUCAUCGCCUCCAUCCGCGCCUCCGCCGCCGCCGGAAACCCCGUCAACAUCAGCGACUCCAUCUUCUCCAUGAUGAGCUCCGUCACCUGCCGCGCCGCCUUCGGGAAGGUCUCCAAGGAUAAGGACGCGCUCAUCAGGAUCCUCAGGGACGGCAUCCAGAUGGCCGGCGGCUUCGAGAUCGCCGACUUCUUCCCUUCCUCCUUGAUCAUCAACACCUUCAGCUGGACCAAGAUCAGGCUGCUCAUGAUGCGCCACCGGCUCGACGUCAUCCUCGACGGCCUCAUCCGCCAGCACCAGCUCAAUCUCGCCAAGAUCGACAGAGGCAGCGAAGAUGGCGAGAGAGGGAGGAAGGGCAACGGCGAGUUCGGGAACGAAGACAUCAUCGACGUUCUGCUUAGGGUUCAGGAGACCGGCGAGCUCCAGUUUCCCAUCAGGAAAGAGGACAUCAAGGCAGUUGUCUACGACAUGUUCUCCGCCGGCACAGAGACGUCUUCGACGGCGAUGGACUGGGCGAUGGCGGAGCUGAUGAGGAACCCGCGGGUGAUGGCCAAGGCGCAAGCUGAAGUGCGGCGCGUGUUCAACGACGCCACCAUCGCAACCAUGGGAGACAACGAUCAGAAUCUCAAGUAUCUGAAGCUGGUGAUCAGGGAGGCGCUGAGGCUGCACCCUCCGGUUCCGAUCCUACCGAGGGCGUCGAGGGAGGAGCGCGUGAUCGGCGGGUAUGUGAUUCCGGCCAACGUGAAGGUUCUUGUCAACAACUGGGGGAUGCAGAGGGAUCCCGCCUACUGGACCAAUCCGGACAGCUUCGAACCGGAGAGGUUCGAGGACUGCUCCAAGGAAUUUCUCGGAGCAGACUUCGACUUUCUCCCGUUCGGAGCUGGGAAAAGAAUGUGCCCUGGAAUCACAUUCGCUAUGGCGAGUGUGGAGCUUGUUUUGGCUCAGCUUCUCUAUCACUUCGAUUGGAAGCUUCCAAACGGAGCUCAGCCGGAAAGCAUGGAGAUGAUCGAGAAUCCCGGAGUCACUGCUUCCAGAAGGGAUAGCCUUCUUGCGGUGCCAACACCAUACAAGAACUCGGCUUAAUCCAAAAUCGGCAUAGGAUUUUCAUGGGCCGGGCUAAUUAAUUAAUUAAUAUUCAGUUACAUAUAUGAAGUAAAUUUUGUUGUUGGAAUAAGUGUAUUUGAAUUUUCAAGCUUGGUCGAGAAAAUGGGAGACGGUGUUCUUGAAUUGCUUGGUUUGUAAAUUAGUGUUUACUCUUACUAUACAAGCAAUAAAAGGAAUGAUUUAUUUGUUUGCGUUA